CGCGACACUUCGUAUCUGGGCUACGGAAUACUCCGCACAUCUCAGUAUAUCAACAUGCUUUCUCUCAAAUAUCCAGUUCUCGCUGUUAUAGCUUUGUCCAUUGGCACGGUCAACGCCAUCAUCGGUGAUGCCACCUGGUACACUCCCAAUGGCGACUACGGGGCAUGUGGUGCGCCCUUACAGAACUCUGAUUACAUCGUCGCGCUCGCCAGCAACCAGUACGCUGGAGGAGCGCGCUGCUGGAAGCAUAUCAGCGCAUCCUACAGAGGCAAUUUCGUAAACGCCACUGUUGGCGAUCUCUGCCCUGGAUGCCGUAACAACCAGAUUGAUCUCUCAUCGACCGCGUUCAAAAAACUCGCUCAUCUUGAUAUUGGACUGCUUCAUCACGUGACCUGGUACUACUAUGACUAG
Guyanagaster necrorhizus is the source of this 411-nucleotide messenger RNA. RefSeq lists its product as uncharacterized. The coding region runs from base 55 to 411 and encodes 118 amino acids. Lineage: Eukaryota; Fungi; Basidiomycota; Agaricomycetes; Agaricales; Physalacriaceae. The record is from RefSeq and is a predicted model, not a curated record. The transcript has 3 exons.